Messenger RNA from Aspergillus eucalypticola CBS 122712, 1290 nucleotides. RefSeq names its product DNA-directed RNA polymerase core subunit RPB5. The coding region runs from base 142 to 849 and encodes 235 amino acids. Gene Ontology annotation, biological process: DNA-templated transcription. Gene Ontology annotation, cellular component: RNA polymerase III complex; RNA polymerase I complex; RNA polymerase II, core complex. The record is from RefSeq and is a predicted model, not a curated record. The transcript is spliced from 3 exons. NCBI's taxonomy places the organism in Eukaryota, Fungi, Ascomycota, Eurotiomycetes, Eurotiales, Aspergillaceae. Gene Ontology annotation, molecular function: DNA-directed RNA polymerase activity; DNA binding.
CUCCAGCCUAGACAGCUUCCUGCUCCGCAUUCUCCGGGCUUGAUCGGUUUAUCUGCCCGAUUACUGCUCUUCUUCUACCUUUACACUUAAUAUCUUCCAUUUUCAAGUUUCGCGCCGCGGUGUGCCAUCCCCCUUUCAACCAUGGACGAGGACUACUCUGCAGGCUCCGUGGACGCCGACCGCGAGAUGACCAGACUCUGGCGCACAUGGAGGACAGUCUUUGAGAUGCUUCUGGAUCGUGGCUACGAGGUGACAGAAGAUGAAGUGCAAAUGCCUCUCCACGAAUUCAAGCAGAAAUAUUCCGACCCUCUAGGAUACCCCGACCGCAACAAGAUGAAAAUCAGCGCCCGGCCCACGGAAGCCAUGCAAGCGAAAUACACGCCCCUGCCUAGCAAAUCGAACCCGAACCCCCAGCCGGACUGCGGCACCAUCUACGUUGAAUUCUGCCCGGACUCGACCGGCGUGGGUACCAAGCAAGUGCGUACCUUCAACCACUUCGUCGACGAGAACAACUUCCACACGGGCGUGUUCAUCACCCAGACUCCCAUCUCGCCGUCCGCUGUGCGCCUGCUGAGCAGCAUGCCCGGCCGCAUCUGCGAGCAUUUCCAAGAGCAGGAUCUGCUGGUGAACAUCACCCGCCACGAACUGGUCCCGAAACACGUUUUGCUUAGCCCCGAUGAGAAGGCCCGUCUGUUGGAACGUUACCGCCUGAAGGAGUCGCAAUUGCCUCGUAUACAGGUGUCUGAUCCUGUUGCUAGAUACUUGGGUCUGCGCAGAGGUCAGGUCGUCAAGAUUAUUCGCAGAAGUGAGACGGCUGGUCGGUAUGCUAGUUAUCGGUGGGUUAUAUAAUCGGUGGGUUGCUUUUUUGGGGUCUUGGGAUGAAAAGAAUGAGCUGUCUCCGGUUAUGGUGAUAUGCUUAUUGCUGUGAGAGCCGGAGGUUACGCCUUUCAAAUUUCUUUUCCCGAUGCAAGUCCAGCAAAAUGGCCCAAUCUGCCCUCCGGAAGGAGUCUAUUUACAGACGCAGAAAAUCAAGAACAGGAACAAGAUAAGAGAGGCUGGGUUGAGAGGGAAAAAAUCGGAAAGGGGAGGGAAAAGAAAGAGAAAAAAAGAAAAAAGAAAAAUUUACCGAAUACAGGCAUCGGGCAGCAUGGCGUAAAGGCGAAAAAUCUUCUCGAAAGUGUGUGUUUCUUAACGGGUGGUGUAUGUGUGUAUGUAUGUCUAUGCUAUGUCUUAUUUUUAUUUUAGGUGUGCUUCGGUUUCACCUCUAUUAGUUUUUAAACUACAAAUCUA